Molecule: messenger RNA, 1548 nt
Organism: Uloborus diversus
Lineage: Eukaryota; Metazoa; Arthropoda; Arachnida; Araneae; Uloboridae
Product: metabotropic glutamate receptor 2-like
Exons: 4
Coding region: 226-1410 (394 amino acids)
Biological process (GO): G protein-coupled glutamate receptor signaling pathway; regulation of synaptic transmission, glutamatergic
Cellular component (GO): membrane
Molecular function (GO): group II metabotropic glutamate receptor activity
Source: RefSeq, a predicted model, not a curated record
GACGGCUCAGCAUCAUCCCAUCUCUUUCUCUCUUUCUAUCUCUCGCUGCCGAUCCUCUGCUUCUCCCUCUUCGCGUUCUUUUCUGUUUUGGUCGGUUGCCUUGGAGACGACGGACUGAUGCUCAUGGAUGCCUAAGAGCAGCAUUUGGAACAGAUAAAAAGUGGAUGAUGCAAGGGAAGGUAGCCAACAGCUCCUGAAGCGUCAUUAAUAUUAACAAACUUUUCCAUGGCUAACAGAACUUUUCUGCCAAAAAUUCUUCAAUCUUCGCGAUGGACGCCAAAUUCAACAAUUCUAGCAAAAGGGACCGCUUUCAUCAAUUGUUCCUCCAUUGCAGACCCUGUUACGCCUCGGAAAGAAUCAUGGGUGAUACCAUUGGUGGUGCUCUGUACCAUCAACAUGACGGCGAUAGUUCUAUUCGAGGCGUACGUUUUGUACAAGUCAUGCGGUAGCCGGCGGCAUCUCUUUUUAGGACAAAUUCUUCUGCUGGGACUGUUUCUGUGUUCCCUGUUGGGAUUUGCUUUUGUGCCUUCACCAAAUUGGUUUACAUGUGCCAUCACCAGAGCAGGAGUUGGGCUGGCUUACGUCAUGGUCUUCGCGACCCUCCUGGUGAAAUGUGUUUUUCUUCUCAGCCUGCAUAUUGGAGUGUACUUGAGUGCUGCGUAUCAAGGCCUUUUGCUGUUCUUCGCUAUCGCAGUGCAGUUGGUAAUAGCUGUACAGUGGUUGGUAUAUCGGCCAUCGACAGCUGUAUUGAUGGAUCUAGCUUCUUGCAGCGCUAUCUGUGCUACACCUGUUUCUGACACUAUUGCUUCUCUCUCCUACAACAUGUUGUUGCUGAUGGGAAUCGUAUUGUUGGCCAUCCGUGCAAGGACAGUGCCAGAGAACCAUGGGGAAGCAAUGUACAUCGGAGUAGCUGUUGGAGUGACCGUGCCCUUAUGGAUUGCCUGGACGGUGACUGCAAGUGUCACCAAUAUCCGUCACCACGAUCCAUGCUUGGCUUUUGGGGUGGUAGUGACGGCCAGCGUCAUCUUCUUGGUGAUGUUCCUUCCGAAGGCUCGUCAGCUAGCAUCCAUGGGUCGAGGUGGCAUCUACACUGAUGACGGGUUCUCAUCUGUCAAUCAAUCAAUCUACACGCCUUCUUUCCUGCAUUUGAAGCCUCCUAUCUUGCCUUUCGGGAAGCAGGGCACGCUUGUCAAGCCCCUCACAUCAACAUUUCCUACCCAUCCAGCCGACCGCGGUUAUUUUGUGCCGCCCCUGCAACCCUCGUCUCGUCUGUGGCGUUAUUCGCAUCAUCCAACGCUCCUGUCACUGCCACCUCCCCUUCACCCUUCCCCCGAGGAUAUUUGUUAUUCCAGUGAUCGAUAUCUGUUCGGUCCUCCUGGAAUGAAGCUGUAUAGAUCACCCUUGUAUUGACAACGAACGCGCUCCAUCAUUGGUACUGCCUUCAUGUAUUAGCGACGCUGCUGUUAUUUUAUUCUACAUUUUGUUAUGUUGCUUAUUUGUCGUCAUCAUGAUUAUAAUGGACUUUUCAAUAAAAUCAUUUGAAUCAAG